AUGGCUUGGCUAAGUGACAGCUGGCAACCUCGCUCAAGCUGUGCGCUUCACUGCACCUCGCCAUCGAGUCUGGCAAGGGCUUCGCUGCGCCAUCCCGGGCCUGUGGUCAGGGCAUCGCAGCGCCACAGCGCUGGCCCUGCGGCAAUUGAAGGCGUGGCCGGUGCCUUGGUGGCAGGCUGUUUGGUCUUGGGACGAAGAAGGAGCCUGCAUCUGCGCUUCAUGGGACGCUCGGCCGCUCCCGAGCUUCCCGACGAGGCCCUCCUGGCACGGGCGCGGGAUCACGUUGCAAGGGCGCGGCGCGUCGUCGUCCUGACGGGUGCGGGCAUCUCCACGGACUCCGGAGUGCCGGAUUUCCGUGGCCCCUCCGGUGUAUGGACGAAGGACCCGAGCAUGCAGCGGCUGGUGGACCUGGAUGCAUGGCUGAACGAGCCCGACAUUCGGGUCAAAGGCUGGCAGUGGCUGAAGAGUUGGCGGCUGGACGAGCUUGUGCCAAACCCGGGCCAUGAAGCAGUUGUGGAGCUACACAAGCAGGGCAAGCUGCAGCUGUGUGUUACUCAGAACACGGAAGGACUGCAGGAGCAGGCCGGGUUGCCAGCGGGUUCGCUGGUUACGAUCCACGGCAGCCGUCGGCAUGUGAACUGCAUGCGACGAAGAAUGGAUGAGUGGCUCGAUUUCUCCUCAAUGCCUCGUUUGGAGAAGGUGGAAGAUGGGCACUGUGACUUCUGGUGCUAUUCCCAUGAUCUCCUUAAGCGGGUGGAUGGCGGGGAGACGGAUCCGCGCUGUCCGAAGUGCGGAUCGAUCUUGAAGACGGCCAACAUUUCCUUCGGCCAGAGCUUGGUUCCGCGGGACAUCCGGCGAGCGGAGGUGGCCGCGAAGCAGUGCGAUGUCCUGCUGACCGUGGGGAGCACGCUGAGCGUCUAUCCAGUCGCAAACAUGGUGCCCAUUUCCAAAGCAGCUGGGGCCAAAGUGAUCAUUCUCAACGCCGAAGCCACGGCACUGGAUGAACUGGCAGAUGUGGUCCUCCGUGGAUCCAUCAGCCAAGUUCUUCCCCUACUCGUGGGCUCGGUGCUGCGGAAGCUCACGGACGAUCCGAAGACCGCCCCGGAGCUCUUCAACCUCGGCUUGGUCAGAACCUCAGGGGUUUUCGGCGCUUUCGGCGAACAUGGAACCUCUGCCCUGUCCAAGCCCGACUUGGCGCUGGGCGUCCUUGGCCAAGAUCGGCUGAGCCUGGACCUUGGAGAGCUCCGAGCCCUCGCGUUUUUGGCCGCUAAUCUGUUCCGAGGCAACGAUGGGGCGAUGCGACGCAUGGCAGCGGAGGUCUUGGGCUCCGGGCCGUGCCUUCACGGUUGUGAAGUCUUUCCCUUUACUGCCGGCAGGUGA
Symbiodinium sp. CCMP2592 is the source of this 1380-nucleotide messenger RNA. The record is from the annotation of a GenBank genome assembly. NCBI's taxonomy places the organism in Eukaryota, Dinophyceae, Suessiales, Symbiodiniaceae.